Molecule: messenger RNA, 1377 nt
Organism: Raphanus sativus (radish)
Lineage: Eukaryota; Viridiplantae; Streptophyta; Magnoliopsida; Brassicales; Brassicaceae
Exons: 5
Coding region: 1-1377 (458 amino acids)
Biological process (GO): proteolysis
Molecular function (GO): cysteine-type peptidase activity
Source: RefSeq, a predicted model, not a curated record
AUGGAGAAAUUAAAGAAGACAAUCUCAAAUAAUGUCGAUACAUUCACCGAUUCAAUCAUCAUAGCCCAUGACAAGGGUCAAACUAAAGUGAUUGCACUUACUGAAGCAGCACCUGCCGUGGUACCUCCUAAGAAGACCUCGAAUAAGAAAUCGGAUGAGGCUGAUGCGAAAGAUGUUGGUGUGAAGAAUGUUGCUGAGAAGAAGGUCGCUGCAACUCCUGCUAAAACUGAUCAUCUUGAUUUCCUUAAUAUUUCUCCUGCUAAGCGUCCAGCCUAUAGACGCGGCUGCAAGGUCAAUCCAAAACAGAAAGAUGAGGCUACUCAGAAGGCAGAGGCUGCUUUAAAGAAGAAGGAAGUGGCUGAGUUAAAGAAAAAGGAAGCGAAGCAAGAAGUCGCUGCUAAAAAGAAGGAGGCUGCAUCAAAGAAGCAAAAGGUGGGUGAGAUAAAGAAGGAGGGCGUUAGUACACCGCGUGCCAAUGUAAUAAGAGUAACGAUUCUAACUCUACAGGACAGUUCCAUUGCGGAUGUGACAGACGACAUUAUCGCGGCACAGAACGAAGUGUUCCCGGAGUCUGAUGUCAAGCAAGAGGAAGUGGCUAUAUCUGCUAGGAUAAAGGAGUAUCGGGAGAGACAUGUUCAAUUAUCUACACAUGUUUGUUCAUUGGUGGGAGUUUCUUCAGAACCAUGUUUUCCAUACAUUGGAGACGAUGGAACGACGUGCAUGAGGAAGAAUUUUGAGCAUUCAACCGCUAGAUAUGAUCCUCUAGCACCUAUUGAUCCUUUAAACAUACUCAUCAUUGAAAGACCAGGGCCAUACCAGCAAUAUGGAUGGUUGUUUGAUAAUCAUGUCGCUGCGUAUAUGAAAGUUCUCAUUGGAAGGUCCAUGCAAAAUCCCACCCCAUUAUGGUCGAAGCACAUUGUCUUUAUUGACCCUUGGUUCCUCACCAUGUGGGUUCACGAUUAUGCCCAGUUCAAGAUAAAACCUGAUCGAUUUAUUUUCAAAGGCAGUGGGUAUGAAAAGUUAGUCAACGGUAUGCUUCCCGCUGAAAAUCCAACAAACUUGAAGUGGGUUGAAGAUGUGGAUCAUUUGUUCGGAGUGCUUCAAGUAAAAGGCGAUCACUGGGUGGCAUUUCAUGUGGAUCUGGUAAAGGAGAAGGUUGAUUGCUACGAAUGUAUCAUUGGACAGAUGACAAAAAAAAGUGAGAAUAAAAUGGUAGAGGAAUUUAAGCCGAUAACGCAAAUGCUGCUUGCGAUGUUGAAUGCUAUCAUUCCUGCCAAUCUCCGAAAACCAAGUAAAAAGCAGUUACCGUUCAGAAGGAGGAGUCCCCAAAACGUUCCACAGAACACCCUAAGUGGCGAUUGUUGGGUGUAUCGUUAA